Molecule: messenger RNA, 1888 nt
Organism: Neurospora hispaniola
Lineage: Eukaryota; Fungi; Ascomycota; Sordariomycetes; Sordariales; Sordariaceae
Product: Nuf2 family-domain-containing protein
Exons: 2
Coding region: 211-1605 (464 amino acids)
Biological process (GO): attachment of mitotic spindle microtubules to kinetochore; kinetochore organization; mitotic spindle organization
Cellular component (GO): kinetochore; Ndc80 complex
Molecular function (GO): protein-containing complex binding
Source: RefSeq, a predicted model, not a curated record
GGUCCAUCCAAAAGUUGCGACAGAGAUCAACGCGUCUGGACACGCGCCAACGAACCACCCUUCUUGGAACAGCUUACGCGAUACCGAUUUUCAUCAUCCACGCGACAGUCACGACGACAAAGGAAACCCGCGAAAUCAUCGAGCGAACCACGAACCACGAACCCAUCCGAGUCCGUUUUGGUGCCCCAGCACACCACACCACAGCCAAACAUGGCCUUCAACCCACGAAUGUCCAUCCUACCUCCGCAGCCGCAACAAUCGCGGCAGCGCAAAAAGGAAGAAGAAGCCGCCUAUGCCAACAUGCGCCUGCCCGACCGCGAAAUCGUCGGCUGCAUCAACGAGCUCGGCAUCCCUUUCACGCUGGCCGACCUGCAGAAGCCCAAUCCGAUCCAGGUGCAGAUGAUCUUCGAGUGGUUCGGCGAGCUGCUGAUGAACAAGACGCGUCAGACGGUCGACCCGGCGAUGCGCGCGGCCGCCGAGGAUGUUUGCGGGCCCGAACUGGGUGAGGCCAUGAUGCCUUCGGAUACGCGAAAUCUGCUGGGGUUUUACGUGUCGCUACGCAGGCUGAUGCUGGAUUGCGGAGUGAAUGAUUUCAGCUUCAAUGACCUCUACAAACCGACGCAUGACCGGUUGGUUAGGAUGUUGAGUUAUGUCAUCAACUUUGUCAGGUUUCGCGAGAGCCAGACAAGCGUCAUUGAUGAGCAUUGCAACAAGGCUGAGCAGACAAAGGCGCGCAUCGAGCAGCUGUAUGUUGAGAACCAGGAUAUGGAGGCGCAGUUGGAGGAGAUGAGACACAAUCGUAGGGCAAUGGAAGUGCUGGUUCAGGAGAAGACGGUGCGCAAUGAGGAGCUCAAGAAACGGCUGCUGGAGCUCAGGCGAAGCCAGGAGAAGGUGGCCGCGAGGUUGGAGGAGGCCAAGACCAAGAAGGGCGAGUUGGCGGCAGAGUUGGAGGAAAAGACGGCUACCAAGAUUGCGCUCAAGCAGGAGAGUGCAAAACUCCGGCCUUAUGUGCUCCAGAGCCCGUCGGCGCUGCAGGCUAGUUUGGCGGAGCUGAGCAACACGUUGAACAACGACAAGGCACACAUUGAUGCGCUGGACAGGCGGUCAAGAGCUCUCCAGACGUCAACGGACUCGUUCAGCGUGGUGGCAUCGGACGUGGCAUCAUGCAUCAAGCUGUUAGAAGAGAUCGCGAUCGAGCUGGCCAAGGAAGAAGAGGAGAACGUUAAGAACGCAAGGCAGAGAGACGCGCUUACGGAGCGGGGACACAAUGUUAGGGAGGUGGAGCGUACCGAGGCGCUGCUCAAGAGGCAAUUGGCCAAGUGGGUUGAUCGCACGGCGCAGUUGCGAACGCAGAGCGAGGAGAAGGCGCAAAAGGCCAUGGAGAAGAUGGAGGAGUUGAGGGCGGUGCAUAGGAAGUUGACCGAGGAGAGGUCGGAGAAGGGUAAGGAUAUUGAGAGAAGGAGGGUGAGGAUCGAGCAGACGGAGAAGAAGAUGCUCGACUUGAAAGAGAACAUUGAAAACGAAGUCCACGCUGCCCACGACGAGUACCUCAAGAUGGAGGCACACAUCAAGCUGUACAUUACCGAGAUGGAGCAGGCCAUCUGAGCGAGCGUUUGUUGGUGGAUAUGUUUUAUACCCUUUUGUUCGCACACUUGUUCUUGUUUAACGUACAGUGUACUGCACCGCAUUGGCUCACGGGUAAAGCAUCGAGGUUUUGUUUGGCAUAAGAGGUUUCUGGAGCAUGCAUGGAUACCAUGGAGUGGCGUUUUGGUUUAGUUCCCAGCAGGCUGGAAAGGUUGGGUGUGGUAAUCUUUGCCUUUCAUACCCUUUUAGGAGGCAUCAAAAGUUGUAACACUGAAUGAGACCACGAAUUCUUACGAUUACAAAC